Messenger RNA from Aphidius gifuensis, 3170 nucleotides. Its product is annotated as endoplasmin homolog. Gene Ontology annotation, molecular function: ATP hydrolysis activity; ATP-dependent protein folding chaperone; ATP binding. The record is from RefSeq and is a predicted model, not a curated record. Gene Ontology annotation, biological process: protein folding. The coding region runs from base 215 to 2695 and encodes 826 amino acids. Lineage: Eukaryota; Metazoa; Arthropoda; Insecta; Hymenoptera; Braconidae. The transcript is spliced from 2 exons.
UGGUUGAGUGUGAUUGGAUUUAUAUCAUAGUGAAUUGUGUGUAUGUGUAUGUUUGAUGACACGUUCCAGCUGCCAGCAAGUCCAAGUCAGUCAAAAUAUCUUGAAUCGUGACAAACAAAUCAUCUCUCUUGUCCUGGAAACAGGGAAAAAGUAUUAAUAAACAAUUCUAAAGUUGUUAAUUAUAAAAAAAAAUAAGUGAAUAAACUUCAACAUCAUGAUGAAGAAACACAUUUAUUUGUGUCUAACAUUCUUGUUGUUGGCCGGUAUACAAACAGUAUGGGGAAAUGUUGAUGCUGUUGAUUACAGUGAUAAAAUUGGUAAAGUUGAAUUGGAUCAUGGUUCAAGCAGAGAUGCAUCAAGAACUGAUGCUGAAACAAUAAAUUUAGCUAAAGAUAAACUUGAUGAUGCCACAAAACAAUUUAAUAAUUUAAAUAGUAACAGUGAAAAAUUUACAUUUCAAACCGAAGUUAAUCGUAUGAUGAAACUUAUUAUAAAUUCUUUAUAUAGAAAUAAAGAAAUAUUUUUACGUGAAUUAAUAUCAAAUGCAUCUGAUGCAAUUGAUAAAAUUCGUUUAUUAUCAUUGACAAAUAAUGCAUUACGUGAAACAAAUCCAGAAUUUGAAAUACGUAUUAAAGCUGAUACUGAAAAUAAAAUACUUCAUAUUACUGAUAGUGGUAUUGGUAUGACUAAAAAAGAUUUAAUAAAUAAUCUUGGUACAAUUGCUAAAUCUGGUACUGCUGAAUUUUUGGGCAAGAUGCAAGAAUCUGAAAAUAAUAAAGAUGCAAAUGAUAUGAUUGGUCAAUUUGGUGUUGGUUUUUAUUCUGGUUUUUUGGUUGCAAAUAAAAUUGUUGUUACAACAAAACACAAUGAUGAUAAACAAUAUAUUUGGGAAUCAGAUAGCAGCAGCUACAGUAUCACAGAAGAUCCACAAGGUGAUACCCUCAAACGUGGUACAACAAUUAGUCUUUAUUUAAAAGAUGAAGCAGCUGAUUUUCUUGAACAAGAUACAAUUAAAAAUCUCAUAAAAAAAUACUCUCAAUUUAUUAAUUUCCCAAUUUAUCUUUGGAGCAGUAAAACAAUUAAAGUUGAAGAUGUCAGUGAUGCAGAAAAUGUUGAAGAUGUCAAAGAUAAUAAAGAUGAUGAAUUAAUUGAAGAUGAAUCAACAACAAAAAAAGAUGAAGAUAAAGAAACUGGUGAUAAUGAGGAUGAUGAUGAUGUUAAAGUUGAAGAACAAACACCUGAACAAGAUACUCUUGAUAAAAAAGAAAAAAAAAUGAUUGAUAAAACAGUAUGGGAUUGGCAAGUUAUAAAUGAUGCUAAACCAAUAUGGACACUUAAACCAGCUGAUGUUGAUGAUGCUGAUUACAAUGAAUUUUAUCGUACAAUAACAAAAGACACACAAGAUCCAUUGGCUAAAGUACAUUUUGUUGCUGAAGGUGAAGUAUCAUUCAAGGCAUUAUUAUAUAUUCCAAAAGUACAACCAGGUGAUUCUUUUAAUCGUUAUGGUACUAAAGCUGAUAAUAUUAAAUUAUUUGUACGUCGUGUAUUUAUAACUGAUCAAAUUAAUGAUAUGAUGCCAAAUUAUUUAUCAUUUAUUCGUGGUAUUGUUGAUUCAGAUGAUUUACCAUUAAAUGUAUCACGUGAAAAUCUUCAACAACAUAAAUUAAUUAAAGUUAUUAAAAAGAAAUUAAUUCGUAAAGUACUUGAUAUGAUUAAAAAAAUAUCAAAAGAAGAAUAUGAAAAAUUCUGGAAAGAAUAUAGUACAAAUAUUAAACUUGGUGUUAUUGAAGAUGCCCAAAAUCGUGCAAGAUUAGCAAAAUUAUUACAAUUUAAAUCAUCAGCAAAACAAGAUAAUAAUUUAACAAGUCUUGUUGAUUAUGUUGAACGUAUGAAAAAAGAUCAAAAAUCAAUAUAUUAUAUUGCUGGUUCAAAUGAUAAUGAAGUUAAAAAUUCACCAUUUGUUGAAAGAUUAACUAAAAAAGGAUAUGAAGUACUUUAUUUAACUGAAGCUGUUGAUGAAUAUGCAAUAUCAGCAAUACCAAUGUUUGAAGAUAAAAAAUUCCAAAAUGUUGCCAAAGAAGGAUUUACACUUGAUGACAGUGUUAAAGCCAAAGAAAAGAAAAAAGCACUUGAAACAAGAUUUGAGCCACUUGUUAAAUGGUUAGGUGAUAAGCUAUCACAAUAUAUUAGUAAAGCACAAGUAUCUGAACGUCUUACUGAAUCACCAUGUGCAUUGGUUGCUUCAAUGUUUGGAUGGACUGGUAAUAUGGAACGUUUGGCAAUAUCAAAUGCUCAUCAAAAAGCUGAUGAUCCACAAAAAUCAUAUUAUUUAAAUCAAAAGAAAACACUUGAAAUUAAUCCAAGACAUCCACUUGUUAAAGAAUUAUUAAGACGUGUUGAUGGUAAUCCAGAUGAUGAUACAGCUAAAGAAAUUGCUAUUAUGAUGUUUAAAACAGCAACACUUAGAUCUGGUUAUAUGUUACAAGAAACAGCAUCAUUUGCUGAAAGUGUUGAAACACUUAUGAGAAAAACACUUGGAAUACCAGUUGAUGAGCAAGCUGAUGAAGAAGAUGAUGAUGAUGAUGCUGCUGAUGAUGAUGAUGAAAUUCAAGAUGAAACAAAAGAUGAACCAACUCAAAUUGAUGCUGAUGAAGAAGAUGAUCAAGAGCACAAACAAGAUCAUGAAGAACUCUAAAUAAAUAUAUAUAUAUAAUAAUAAAUUUAUAUAUAUAUAUAUUUUUUAAAAUCGCAGACUGAUUUAAAAAUACUUAUUUCAAAUUAAUUGGCGAUUUUUUUUUUUUUCGUUUUUUUUUUUUCACACUUUUCUUCAGCUAGGAAAAUUGCUAGUCAAUUUUCAUUUGUUAUUUUAAUAUGAAUGAAUUAAUUAGUAUUGUUCUUCCACUUAAUAUAUACUGUGAGAAAACAAGAGAGUAAUAAUUUUCAAACUGAAAAAAAGAAUAAAUGAAUGUGUCGAAUAUUUAUAAAUGAUAUGUCAUGUUUAUAGUUUAAAUUAACAUUUUAUUUAAUCUCUUGAUAUUUGUAUGCAUAAAAAUAAAUGUUGGAAUAAUAGCAAAAGUACAAGUAAAUAAAUAUAUCUUGCUUGCAUAAAAAUAAUUCAUUUUUAAGUGUUUAAAUUUAACAAUUAUUAAAUUAUAAAUUUUAUACAAGAG